UAUACUACUACUAAUAAAAGUACUACUACUGCUUCUACAUCUACUACUACUAGUACUACUAUUACUACUAAUACUACUACUAAUACUACUACUAGUACUACUACUAGUACUACUACUACUCCUAUUACUACUACUAAUAUUCCUACCAAUAAUAAUACUACUACUAAUAGUACUAAUAUUAUUACUAGUAUUACUAACACUACUACUACUACUAGUACUCCUAAUAAUAGUACUAAUAGUACUACUAAUAAUACUACUACUACUACUACUAGUACUCCUCCUACUACUACUACUAGUACUACUACUAAUACUACUACGACUAUUAGUACUACUACUACUAGUACUACUUCCACUAGUACUACUACUACUACGAGUACUAAUACUAUUACUACUACUACCAGUACUACUACUAGUACUACUACUACUACUAGUACUACUAGUACUACCACUAGUACUACUACUAGUACUACUACUAGUACUAUUAAUAUUACUACUAUUACUACUAGUAGUACUAAUACUAAUACUACUAGUGCCACUACUACUACUAGUACUACUACUACUAGUACUACUACUACUAGUACUACAACUAAUACUAUUACUACUACUACUAUUACUAGUACUAAUAUUAUUAUAAUUAAUAUUACUACUACUAAUACUACUACUACUAGUAUUAAUAAUACUGCUACUACUAAUACUACUACUACUAAUAGUACUAUUACUAAUACUAGUACUACUACUACUAAUACUACUACUCUACUACUAGUAUUACUAAUACUACUAGUACUACUACUACUACUAGUACCACUACUUACUACUACUAAUACUACUAGUACCACUACUACUACCACUACUACUACUACUAGUACUACUACUACUACCACUACUACUACUAGUACUACUACUACUAGUAAUACUACUACUAGUACUACUACUACUAGUACUACUAGUACUACUACUACUACUAGUACUACUACUACUACUAGUAUUACAACUAUUAGUACUAUUACUAGUAAUACUACUACUACUAGUACUAAUACUUGUACGACUAAUACUAUUACUACUAGUACUAGUACUACUAAUACUACUACUACUAGUACUACUAAUACUAGUACUACUACUACUAGUACUACUACUACUACUACUACUAGUACUACUACUACUACUUCCAGUGCUACUACUACUACUACUAGUACUACUACUAGUACUAUGAGUACUAUUACUACUACUACCAGUACUAAUAACACGACUACUACUACUAGUACAACUACUAGUACUACUCGUAAUACUACUACUACUACUAGUAUUAAUACUACUAGUAAUAAUACUACUACUAGUACUACUACUACUAGUACUACUACUACUCCUAUUACUACUACUAAUAUUCCUACCAAUAUUAAUACUACUACUAAUAGUACUAAUAUUAUUACUAGUAUUACUAACACUACUACUACUAGUACUCCUAAUAAUAGUACUAAUAGUACUACUAAUAAUACUACUACUACUACUAGUACUCCUCCUACUACUACUACUAGUACUACUACUAAUACUACUACGACUAUUAGUACUACUACUACUAGUACUACUUCCACUAGUACUAAUACUACUACGAGUACUAAUACUAUUACUACUACUAGUACUACUACUAGUAUACUACUACUAAUAAAA
Trichobilharzia szidati is the source of this 1665-nucleotide messenger RNA. The record is from the annotation of a GenBank genome assembly. NCBI's taxonomy places the organism in Eukaryota, Metazoa, Platyhelminthes, Trematoda, Strigeidida, Schistosomatidae.